Messenger RNA from Moesziomyces aphidis, 3279 nucleotides. Lineage: Eukaryota; Fungi; Basidiomycota; Ustilaginomycetes; Ustilaginales; Ustilaginaceae. The record is from the annotation of a GenBank genome assembly.
AUGGGCGACUCAUCCUCUACACCACCCGCACGCUCACGUCGCAUCAGCAUGCUGCCCAUCCGCGAUACCGAGCCUGCACAGGCGCAUCACAGGCUGCAGGUGCUCGAGCUGGAAAACGUCGGUCUCACAGAAGAGCUCGAGCACGUCGAACGCAAGAACCUCGAGCUCGAACGACAGCUCGACGCGCUUCGAGCCACCGUCGCCCAACAGCCACAAUCAGGGCUUGCAGAGUCACACGAGGAAUCGGUCUUGGCUUCGACGUCGAUGUCGUUUGAUGCAUCGCCCAACUACGCAGCCGAGGUGAAGGGCGCUCGUCGACUCAUCCACCGUCUUGCGACGCACAUCUCGGCACACGACCCAUCAGCAUCGCUACCGGAAUCCGCACCCUUCGACGACGAGAGAUACUUUACCCUCGACCAGAGCCUGGUCCACGAUCCGGAACGCUCCUUCGUCACACCCGCGGUGACACAUCUGACGACGCCGAAUGGGAAGCACACCGUCGCACGCGCGUUCCACAACGACCUCCUCGACGACGUGGAGACUCUAAGGAGUGUGUGGGAGGAGCAUACACGCAGGGCUACCUUUGCUGCGGUAGAAGCCCACACGCACGCCGAACGGCAACGAGCAAUGAUCGAACAGCUCCGAACCGAGCUGCACAACGCUCAGGCCGCAGCGGCAUCCACCUCCACACACCAGCUCACACAGCAACUGCAAGCCGAACAACAACGCAGCGCCGAGCUCGAAGCAAAGCUGACCGCUGCAGAGGCGACGCACGACCAGCUUGCACAGCUCACACAACAACUACAUUCGGAACAGCAACGAAACGCCGAGCUGGACACCGAGCUGGCUGCGGCCAGAGCCAAGAUCGAAUCUCUCUCUGCGACAGACAUGGCCAACGAGGCGACGAGCGAGCGCAUUGACGAGCUGGAGGAACAGCUCGAAGCCGAGCGGACACGCAGCGGCGAUUUGGACGCGCAGCUCUCCUCUGCCGAGGCGAGGAUCCUGCAGCUGACGGCGGAGCACGAGCUUACGCUCUCGGCGGCAUCGCACAAAUCAGCCGCACACAUCGGUGCGCUCGAGCAAGAACUGGCGGAGCGCCGCACCCGCGCCGACGAAGUGGGCUCGAUCCUGCGCGAGCUCGCCGACAAGCGCCAGCGGCUGCACGCGAUCCAGCUGCACACGGCACAGGUGAGCGCGCUGCAGCGCGUGCUCGACAAGCAGACGCGCAUCGUCGCCCUGCUCGAGCGCGACGAGACCACGAGCGCCGACAUGCUUGCGCAAUGGUCCGAGUACGCCCGCGACAUGUCCGCAUCCCUGGCGCUCCUCCGACCCGCGAAUUCGAACGAGAGCCUCACCGAGACCACACCAGCGCAAGGUGGGGCAAGGGAGGAGGAUGCGGUGGCGGGACUGCGCGAGAAGGUCGACGAGCUCGAGGCGCGCGUGCUGCGCCGCAACGAGCAGAUCGGACACCUGCAGCGCCAACUCUCCACGGCCGAGAACGACCUCAAGCGCACACGCACCAACCAGACCCUCGCCGAAACCACCGUGGAGGAGCUCGAAGACAGCCUGGCCGAGCUGGAAGGGCAACGCACCGAGCUCCAGAAUCGCGUCGAGCAGCUUGAGCUGCAUGUUGCUUCGCUCCCUGCAGCCACUGCGCCGACGGAGCAUGCUGAUGCCGAAGCCCAGGUUGCUCUCGACACGGCGCAGACGCAGCGGGUGCAAGAGCUCAGUGCUGCCCUCGACACGGCGCGCGCGCGCCUCGAGGAGCACAUCGCCUCGCUUCCGACCGUCACCGCGCCCGAGCUCGCCGACGCCUCGGCGCAGGCCACGCUUUGGACCACUCAAGAUGGGCGGAUCGCCGAGCUCGAACUUGCGCUGCAAGCGGCGCACACCCGGACAGCCGAGCUGGAAGCCCAGUCGGACGAGCUCCUUUCGCUGCGCACCGCUUUGCGCAAAGCGACGGAGAGUCGCGCCUCGCUGGCGCUCGAGCUCGAUGCGGUGCAGCUGGCGCUUGCCGAGCAGCGCGAGUCGGCGUCUGCAGAUGCUGAACGUCUCGAGCAGCUCGAAGCGCAGCUCGCCACGCACGAUGCCGACCGCAUCCAACUCGCCACACUUUCCGAACGCAUCGCGCUCCUCGAGGAGGAGCUCUCGGCCUCGCACGCUGCACGCGACUCUGCACUGGAUCUGCACCACACCACAGCGUCGGAGCUGGCCGCACUCGUCGCAAAGCACACCGAGCUCGAGGCGGUACUGGCCGCACGCGAUGCGGCGAUGCACGCGCGCAACGCCGAGUACUGGACGCUCAAAGAAGAGCUCGCCGAGCUGCAGGAAGAAGCCGAACGCUCGCGCCCCGAAAUCAUCACCCCCGCCGCGCUCUCCACUCUCCGCUCUGAGCUCGAUACUGCGCUGCAGCGCGUGGCGGCGCAGGAAGAGGUGCUGCUGCGCUUCAAGUCGGACCUCGCCGCGGCGCGGUCCACGGAAGAGCUGCUCAACGCACAGUAUGCCGCUGCCCAACGUCGGGCUGCUGAGCUCGAAGGCGCUGCGGAUGCAAGGCCCGAUGCAGAGCUGCAGGAGAGGCUGGACAAGGCCGAGGAGGAGACGAGCUACCUGCGCACGCGCAUCGACGAGCUCGAGCAGGAAUUGGGCCGCAAGGCCGACGAGAUCGAGGAGGCCGAUUCCAAGAUCCUCGACGCACUCAAGGAGACCAAAAAGUACGCCACGCGCUAUACCAAGUUGAGCGCACGCCUCGACGAUGCCAAGCAGCAGCUCGUCGCUGCACACGCUCAGACCAAGCACGCCGAAGAGGAGCUGGCCAGGUGGAAAACACGCGCCGACGAGAGCGCCGUCACUCGCGCGUCGGCGGCAGUCACUCCCUCGGCAUCCAAGCCAGUUGGGGUGAAGCGCAAGGUGGAUGAGGCCGAGGCGGUGGCGGUGGAGGAGGUUCGUGCCGUGUAUGCUCCCUCGCCCUCAGCACGGCCCACAUCCUUCACACCUGUUCGCCGCACCAAGAACGCCGUGCUGGGGCUGGGGACGCCCUCCACCGCACCGGACGGCAUGGUGCGUUCGUCAUCCAACCCGUCCGAACUCGUCGCCGCGCGUCUUUCGCCGACCAAACCCGCUCUCGGCGACCGCACCAACCUCGCUCCCGCUGCUGCACGAACGAGUCGACUGGCCAAGACCACGCUGGUGCCUGCACACCCGGAUCCUGUUGCCAAAGCAGCUCCUGCUGGCGCGGCCGACUUUCUCGCGCGCAUGAAGGCGCAAUCCCGCACGCGCUGA